Messenger RNA from Vigna radiata var. radiata (mung bean), 2162 nucleotides. Its product is annotated as DEAD-box ATP-dependent RNA helicase 17. The coding region runs from base 65 to 1861 and encodes 598 amino acids. Gene Ontology annotation, biological process: ribosome biogenesis. Gene Ontology annotation, molecular function: RNA helicase activity; ATP binding; nucleic acid binding. Lineage: Eukaryota; Viridiplantae; Streptophyta; Magnoliopsida; Fabales; Fabaceae. The transcript is spliced from 10 exons. Gene Ontology annotation, cellular component: nucleus. The record is from RefSeq and is a predicted model, not a curated record.
UGAUGCACUCAAAUUAUAAAACCUCGUAAACCCUUUCGCUCAGAAGGGAACAAGAGAAGAAAUAAUGGGGGUGAAGAAGCUUAGUCAGGGAGUGAAAAACGAAGGUAAUGGCAGCAACGACAACGUUUUUGCUUCAUGCUCCUUCUCCAGCCUUGGCCUUGAUUCCAAUUUGUGUGAACAACUUCAUGAGAGGUUGGGGUUUGAAGUUCCGACGCUGGUACAAGCUCAAGCAAUUCCUGUUAUUCUCUCUGGGCGUCAUGCAUUGGUAAAUGCUGCAACGGGCACGGGGAAGACUGCUGCGUAUCUCGCUCCGAUUGUUCAUCUCUUGCAGGGUUACGAAAAUCGGAUUCAGCGCUCUGAUGGAACAUUUGCGUUGGUUCUUGUACCGACGCGUGAGCUAUGUUUGCAGGUUUAUGAAAUUCUUCAGAAGUUAUUGCAUCGAUUUCAUUGGAUUGUUCCAGGAUAUAUUAUGGGUGGAGAAAAUAGAUCAAAGGAGAAAGCCAGGCUGCGCAAAGGCAUAUCAAUUCUUAUAGCAACUCCUGGGCGUCUUCUAGAUCACUUGAAGAACACAACGUCAUUCUUGCACUUAAAUCUGCGCUGGAUAAUUUUUGAUGAAGCUGAUCGGAUUUUGGAAUUAGGAUUUGGAAAAGAUAUAGAGGAAAUACUAGAUCUUUUGGGUUCAAGGAAAACAGUGCAUGAUGACCAAAAGAAUACAGUUACAAGAAACUCUAAAAUUCAAAGACAGAAUUUGCUUUUAUCUGCCACCUUAAACGAGAAAGUGAACCACCUUGCUAAAAUUAGUCUAGACAAUCCAGUGAUGGUUGGUCUUGAUGAUAAGAAAAUAGAACAAAUUUCAACAGCUGUAAGCAAUGACCAUUCAGAAUCUGAUGGAGAUAAUGAAGAAGAGUAUUCCAGUAAAAUGCCAACAGUUGGAGAUUACAAAGUUCCUGUACAGUUGAUUCAGAGAUACAUGAAAGUGCCUUGCGGUUCACGACUACCUGUACUUCUUUCAAUUAUAAAGCAUCUCUUUGAAAGGGAACCUUCGCAAAAGGUUGUUGUAUUCUUUUCAACAUGCGAUGCAGUAGAUUUUCACUAUUCACUGUUAAGUGAAUUUCAAUUUUCAUCCUAUUCACAAACAGAAGGGACCCGACAGAAGUUUCUUGGAUGCAAAAUUUUUCGGUUACAUGGUAAUAUGGUGCAGGAGGACCGGAGAACCAGUUUUCAGACCUUUAAAACUGAGAAAUCUGCUUUGCUUUUGUCUAGUGAUGUUUCUGCUAGAGGCCUGGAUUUUCCAAAGGUCAGAUGCAUCAUACAAUAUGAUUCUCCUGGAGAAGCUACGGAAUAUGUUCAUAGGGUUGGUAGAACUGCCCGACUGGGUGAAAAAGGAGAGUCGUUGCUAUUUCUGCAACCAGUUGAGAUAGACUAUUUACAGGACUUGGAAAAACAUGGUGUCUCACUCACAGAGUAUCCUAUCCUCAAGGUGUUGGAUAGUUUUCCACUAUAUGGACAAAAGAACUACACAAAGAAGUCAGUGUUCUUAGAUUCACAUCCCUGGGUCCUUUGUCUCCAAAAGGCACUUGAAGCUUUCAUCAUGUCGAAGGCCGAGGUUGAUAAACUUGCUAAGAAGGCAUUUUGCUCUUGGGUUCGUGCAUACACAGCGCAUCGUGGUGAGUUGAAAAGAAUAUUUAUGAUCAAGAAACUUCACUUGGGGCACGUAGCAAAAAGCUUUGCAUUGAAACAGCAACCGUCUUUAGUUGGACAGUCAUUCCAAAAGCAAGCUAAGAAGAGGAAGAGAUUUGAGAGGAAAACUGGGGUGUCAAAAAAGAGAAAAGUUGGGAGUGUGACAGGACGCAGACCAUGAGAGUGGCUGAUACGAGUUUUGACAAAACAAGGUGACAAAUGAUGACUAUGGAUGGAUCCAAAGGAUCUGAUCAUUGUGUCAAAAAAAUGGGGUCUGAGAUGAGAGAGUAUGAAUGUCUACGGUUCUGUUCAUUUCUGUUGCCCAAAUUUGUAACGUUCACUUCAACCCACCCAGAUACCAGAAUUACGGGUGGGCAAAAAAUCUGGUUUUAUCAAACUGCUCUAAUUUUGGUCUAAAGAUCCAUUCCUCUCCGUCUGUUUUCCACUGUCCAUUUUUUAAAAUCUGUUUUUAGUUUGAUAUA